Scophthalmus maximus (turbot) is the source of this 3811-nucleotide messenger RNA. It is a transcript of the gene nr4a3, whose product is annotated as nuclear receptor subfamily 4, group A, member 3. Lineage: Eukaryota; Metazoa; Chordata; Actinopteri; Pleuronectiformes; Scophthalmidae. Gene Ontology annotation, biological process: cellular response to corticotropin-releasing hormone stimulus; regulation of transcription by RNA polymerase II. The record is from RefSeq and is a predicted model, not a curated record. Gene Ontology annotation, molecular function: zinc ion binding; nuclear glucocorticoid receptor binding; nuclear receptor activity. The transcript is spliced from 8 exons. Gene Ontology annotation, cellular component: nucleus; transcription regulator complex. The coding region runs from base 124 to 2163 and encodes 679 amino acids.
AGUGCGCCCUGCUCCAGUGAGAGGGAGUCGGAGGUGCACGGCACACACAGGAGUCCGCUGCUUCUUGGUUUGUUCUCGAGUCCGACUCUCCGACAACGUUCACACUUGUCUCUCCCCCUCUGGAUGAACCCUGCGCGGACGAAUACGGUGGUGAUCAGAGGGAAGAAGAGCGAUGGCCUGGGCGCACUGGCACAGACUGCUUCUAUAAAAGUUAUCACUUUUGUAGGUUCGGAAGAGCGCGCCCAGCCCAGCUCGGAGCCCCGGCGAUUGGACACUUCCUCUGCGACGCCCGCCGAGUCCUCCCGGUUCCAGGAGCACGGUCCCGGCCGCAGCCACGCCACCCCUCAACCCCGGACACCCAGCACCAUUCAGCGCGAGGCUCUUUCACCAGACAUGCCCUGUGUGCAGGCUCAGUACGGGCCCGCCCCUCCAGGCUCAGCCUACUCUGGCCAGUCCUUCAGUUACCAGGGCGACAGUUACAGCUCUGACCUCAUGACCCCUGACUACACCAAACUGGACCUGGGCGGGGGUGACAUCUCCGCCGCGGCUACCACCUCCCUCCCCAGCUUCAACGUCUUUGUGGAGGGCAGCUACGAACCCAAGUCUUCAUGCCUCUACCAAAUGCCUCCACACAGGCCCACCAUCAAAAAGGAGGAAGAGACCUACCCAACGGCUCCGGCACUGGAGGCCAUGUCUUCUGCCGCUAUGUACUUCAAACAGUCCCCUCCCUCCACUCCCACCACUCCGUCUCUGCCCCCCCAUCCUGGCGCCUCCUUCCUGUGGGAUGAGCACUCCCUGGCUCCUCCAUCGCACCCCCACUCUCUGGGCUCCAGCCUGGAGACGGGCCCCCUCAAGUCUCCCCGCUUUCAGCACUUCUACCAGCAUUCGCCGCCCCACAGUGGCGGCAGCAUCGGCGGCUAUGAGAGUCUGGGAGGAGGACUGGUUCGGACCUCUUCCUCCUCCUCCUCCUCUUCAUCCUCAGUCUCCCAUCCUCAUGGUCCACCCCUGGAGCAGUCCAUGUACCAGCUGCACCGUGGGGCCGGGGGCAGCAGCCUCGCCUUUCGCUCCCUGGCUCUUGGGCCCUGUGGCCCCCUACUGGGUGACAACCUGCCCUCGCCUCCCCCGCGUGGCCCUCAAGGAGAGGGCACCUGCGCAGUGUGUGGGGAUAACGCGGCCUGCCAGCACUAUGGCGUACGCACAUGUGAGGGCUGCAAAGGCUUCUUCAAGCGCACCGUGCAGAAAAACGCCAAGUAUGUGUGUCUGGCCAGUAAGAACUGUCCGGUGGACAAGAGGAGACGCAACCGCUGCCAAUACUGCCGCUUCCAGAAGUGUCUGAGCGUGGGCAUGGUGAAGGAAGUGGUACGCACUGACAACUUGAAGGGGCGCCGCGGGCGCCUUCCUUCCAAACCAAAGAGCCCCCUGCAGACAGAAGCGUCUCCACCUUCUCCACCCCUCAGCCUGCUCUCCGCUCUGCACAGGGCUUAUUCUCACUCCACGCCCCGUGACUUCGACUACAACCAGUUCAUUGCUGCCGACCCUCCCUCCUCCUCCUCAGACGCCGAGCACAUCCAGCUCUUCUACCGGCUGCUCACCAUCUCGAUGGAGACCACGCGGUGCUGGGCUGACCGGCUGCCCGGCUUCUCCGAGCUGCAGCGCGACGAUCAGAACCUGCUCAUAGACUCUGCCUUUCUGGAGCUGUUUGUCCUGCGACUGGCUCACAGGUCGGUGUUGUCAGAGGAUAAACUUGUGUUCUGCAACGGCUUGGUGCUGCACAGGUUCCAGUGCCUUCGUGGGUUUGGAGAGUGGCUGGACUCCAUCCGGGAUUUCUCCACCCACCUCCAGAGCCUAAACCUGGACACCUCUGCCUUCGCGUGCCUGGCCGCCCUGGUACUGCUCACAGAGCAAGUCCCGGGUCUGAAGGACUCAAAGCGAGUUGAGGAGCUGCAGAAUAAAGCGAUUUCCUGUCUGAGAGACCACCUGAGUUGCGGAGCUUCUUCCUCCGCGUCCAAGGCCGCGCCGCCUCUGAGUCGCAUUCUGGGUUUGAGGGCGGAGCUCCGUUCCCAGAGAACCCAGGGCCUUCAGCGAAUCUUCUACCUGAAGCUUGAGGAUCUGGUGCCGCCGCCACCAUUGAUUGACAGAUUCCUGGACACUUUGCCCUACUGAGAGCGCGGCCUGAGUGAGACCCACACCGCGUCAUGUUCAGGCGUUUUUUCCCCCCGAGGAGCACGCACACAAAUCCAGAAGAGAGACUCUUCUGACUGGUGCUGAACAGAGAGAGCAGAAUGAAAUGCUUUCCGCUCUUCAGGACAACCAAUCAACAACGUCUUUUCACUCAAAUGAACUUCAAACUAAAUGCUUUUCACCAGUAUAAAAGACAAUUACUCAAAUGCUUUAUCACUUUUAUUUGAUCCUCCUUUUUUUCUCACAUGGAGGAGGAAGGCGAGGCUGAGAUGGACAAUGGAAAAAUGACUUUUUAAUGUCCUCUCUCCAUCUGGGUGGCAGCUCAUCCAGCAAAAAAAAAAAAAGAAAGAAAGAAAGAACACCAAGGUUUAUGAGUACUGUUUAUCUGUAUUUUGGCCUGGCUCAUCCAGUCCGAGGACUUUUUGGUAAAGAGGGAAGGUGUGAUUGUGAUCGAAUGUUAUCAAAGAUGAAGAUGUCCCAGUGAAACACAAGUCACUGUGUAUUCUACUUUGUUCUCCUGAAAGGGGGCGAAGAGGGCGUUUUCAUACCGAAAUGUACUGAAAUGUCAGAGGUCACACAGUGUGGGCAUAGACAUGCAGAAUCAUCACAAAGUGGGACGCAGGUAUUUCAUAAACACAUGGAAGUGGCUGUUGAGUAGAGCCCUUGAUUCCAAGUGCAAUUUCAUAAGUGCUAUCCCACCACAAAAGGAAACGUCGGAGAAGGAAUGGUUUAAUUUCAAACUCUAAAUUAUUUUAAUACAAAGACUUGUCCUGUACUGUCAGUAGGUCAAAAAAAACAAACAGACAGUCUCCGUCUGGCUUUAGACAGCAGAGGAGAUACUGUGCACUAACGAUUGAUGACUGAGUCAACCAGACUUGAACUUGCUCUAGUUUUUUUUUAUCUUCUCAUUUUGAAAUCAUAGGUCGAGUAGGAGUAUUGAGGAAUAAACAUGGACAGAAAUUGGCUUUUGAAGCACUUACACCCUGAGAAGGGCUAGAAGCACAGACACACACCCUAUACCUGCUCGCCCCGGAGGAUGGCGGGGAGUGGGGGGCAGGAGGGUGCUCGACAGAUAGCUGUAUGUCAACGGGUGGAACAUUCCGCAGUCAUGCUCUUUUUUUCUAUUUGUUUCUGUUGUGGAGGUCGUGUGAGAGUGUGGAGGACAUGGUUGCAUACCGUCUUUGUGUGUACGCUUAGAGAAGCCAGGAUCAUAUGCAUGGUGUGUUAUAAGCUGUCAAGAGCUGCCAUAGCCUGUCAAAACAGCUCGACCUGUGUUUGUGUCUCAGACUGCGGCUCUGUGGGGAUCUCCCUGGGCCUCGACCACCCACUCACACACACUCACAGCAGCAGUUUGAAAUAUGAAAAAAAGCAAAUUAUAUAGAUAUAAAUAUAAAUAUAAAUAUAUAUAUAUAUAUACAAAACUAAUAUUUUUAAGUGUUUUUAGCUUUUUCAAAUAUUGUGGUACGAGUUGUGCAUUGUUUUUUGAAGAAGAGAAACAAAAAAGAAAAAAAGAUGCUGUUUUUUUCCAAUGUCCCUCUUUGGUUUGAGUUUCCUGUUUGUUCUUUCUCUUUGGUUCACUGGAUUUUAUGUUCAGCACUUUGAAAUCAUAAACUAGUUCUGAUUAAUCUGA